This is a messenger RNA of Neurospora tetraspora, 2544 nucleotides long. Its product is annotated as fungal-specific transcription factor domain-containing protein. Gene Ontology annotation, molecular function: DNA binding; zinc ion binding; DNA-binding transcription factor activity, RNA polymerase II-specific. Gene Ontology annotation, biological process: regulation of DNA-templated transcription; DNA-templated transcription. The transcript is spliced from 4 exons. Bases 1 to 2544 code for a protein of 847 amino acids. NCBI's taxonomy places the organism in Eukaryota, Fungi, Ascomycota, Sordariomycetes, Sordariales, Sordariaceae. The record is from RefSeq and is a predicted model, not a curated record.
AUGGCUUCGGAGCUUACGCCGCCGGACCAGCGGCAUGACUACCUCCACCAGCACCCGCAACCCCCGUUGCCGCCCUCCUCGUCGUCGUCGGAGCAGAGGCAUCCCGUCGGCGUCCACUCCCUUCAGGCCGUCCCUGAACCCUCGGUGAUGAAGUUGACGCGAGGCCAUUCAUGCGUCCUUUGUCAGCAGCGCAAGGUCCGUUGCGACAAGCAGAAACCCUGUGCCAACUGCGUCAAGGCCGGUGUCGAGUGUCGCGUCGUCCCGCCCCAGCCGCCUAGGCGCCGCAAGAAGAAGCCGCAUGAGCGGGACCUCAUCGACCGCCUCAAGAAAUAUGAAUCCCUCCUCUCGCAGCACGGCGUCAACUUUGAGCCCAUUGCCCACGACCUCAAAACCUCGGAUUCCAUCGACGAUGUUGCCGACCUGGAGCAGGACCUCAGCGGGCUCAAGACAUCCCCUUCGAGUGCCGCAGAUCAUGUCUCGCCUAGCGAUCAGGGAUAUGACAAGCAAAAGUGGUUUCCAUAUAACAAGGAGUUUCGAGCCAUGGACGAGGAGCUUGCGGAUUCCUCCGAUGAGGAUUGUGAGGGGCCAACACUCCAUCAUGCAUACGACACGAUGUUCGAUAACAACGAUGGCUUCCCUUUCGUCGUCGGCGGAUCUCCAACCAGCGUGACCAACUCGCACCCGUCCUCGUUCCAAAUAUUCCAGCUAUGGCAAACCUACAUCACAAAUGUCAACCCUCUCUUAAAACUCAGCCAUACCUCUUCUCUACAGAAGCAGAUCAUAAGUGCUGGCGCAAAACCCGCAAAUAUCCCCAAGCCUUUGGAGGUUCUCAUGUUUGCCAUCUACUUCGCAGCUGUCACAUCGAUGACAGCUGAAGAAGUCCAGACCGAGUUUGGGGAAGACAGGACCAUACUCUUGGCGAAAUAUCAUGGCGCCACACAGCAGGCUCUGGUCAAUGCUGGCUUUAUGAGAUCAAACGAGAUCAUGACCUUGCAAGCUUUUCUGUUGUAUCUUCUCUGUGUCCGCCAAUACGUUGACCCACGCUCAAUGUUUUGCUUGAUGGGCAUCGCCGUCAGAAUUGCGACCCGGAUAGGCAUUCACAAGGAUGGACAACAGUUUCGGUUACCUCCAUUUGAGGUGGAGCAACGAAGACGUCUAUGGUGGCAGAUUGUGAUUCUGGACAAGCGAAUAGCGGAGAUCACCGGUUCGGCCAUUACGGCGUUAUCGAGCUGCGGCGGUGAUUGCAGAUUCCCCCUGAAUAUCAACGACUCGGAUCUCAACCUCCACGGAAAGGACUUCCCGACUCAGUACCCCGGCCCGACCGAAAUGCUGUUCACCCUCACCCGGAUCGAGUUAACGGUUGCCGCGGAGCCUAAUGGACUCCGUGCUGUCGUGACUACACCUGGAGGGACUCGCGUCACUCAGCCGCGAGUGCAUUUCAGCCCAUCCCCGGCGUCACCAGAUGUCGUUACCCACGUUGCAAACACCAACCUGCCGCGCGAUUUGGAAAGUUUUUGCACGUAUAUGGAAAAUGCUUACCUCAAGUAUUGCGACCCCAAGGUACCUCUGCACUUCUUCACCCUGUUGAUGACAAGGCAAGCGCUCUGCAAACUCCGAGUCAUCGACUUCCUCUGUCGCGAAGCCACCCAGGGUAUCAUGGACCACAAUGAACGAGACGCGCUUUUUGAGCAGGCCGUUUUGAUGGUUGAAUAUGACAACAUGUUGCAGGGCAAUGAGCUUUUGAAAGGAUUCAAGUGGUACACCAUGCUCAACUUUCCGUUGCCGGCCUACAUUUUCCUUGUGCAGGAUCUGAGGACGCGCACGACUGGUGCGCCCUGCGAGCGUGCCUGGACUCUUAUGAUCGAGAACUUGGAACGGCGUGGCUUGACUAGCAAUUUGCGCACACCGAUGCAUAUCGCUCUCGGCGGCUUCUUUGUUAAGGCCUGGGAUGCCCACGAGGCGGCGCAGAACCAGCUAGGACGGCAUCUACAGACGCCCAAAAUAGUAACUCUGAUGCGCAAUACGGCAGCCAAGUUCAAACGACCAAAUAGUCCUCCGCAAGUUGGUAGUGGUCCAGUUGGCGUUGUUGGUGGCGGCAUGUCAAUGUCAUCGGAUCCACGACAAUCCGUUCCCAACUCGGCUACGCCGCCAGGAAUGAUGCCCGUGGCAUCCAUGCCUCCUGAUAUGGCGGGCAUGACAGGCCCUCAUGGGCUUCCUGGCGUUAGCAUGCAGACGGGCAUGUACACUACACCCAAACAGAUGCAGCAAACGUCACAGACGGAUACGUCACCGCAAAUGGGCUCAGCCAACAUGAUGAUGAACGAUUCGAUGAUGUUUGGAUCGCCAAACGGAGGCUUCGAUACCGGAAUGGGCCAGAUGUUCGGAGCUGGACCGUCAGCGCCAACGCCAGCGGGCUCGAUGGAUCUCGAUAUUUCGCAGAUGGAUUGGAACUAUCUGGUGCAGUUGAGCUCUUUCGGAGGGUUCAAUCCGAACUACUCGGCGCAGAUGCAGUACCCUCAUCAACCGGGUCCGGGGAAUCAGUGA